Leguminivora glycinivorella is the source of this 670-nucleotide messenger RNA. RefSeq names its product chorion class B protein PC10-like. Bases 9 to 584 code for a protein of 191 amino acids. The record is from RefSeq and is a predicted model, not a curated record. NCBI's taxonomy places the organism in Eukaryota, Metazoa, Arthropoda, Insecta, Lepidoptera, Tortricidae. The transcript has 2 exons. Gene Ontology annotation, molecular function: structural constituent of egg chorion. Gene Ontology annotation, cellular component: egg chorion. Gene Ontology annotation, biological process: chorion-containing eggshell formation; multicellular organism development.
GCAUAAAAAUGGCACUUAAGUCAGCCUUGUUCAUCGCGGUUGUGUGUUUAGCUGUACAGUCAUUGACUGCAUGCUGCGGCUGUGGAAAAUCCAUUAACAUUCGUCCGAAAAGCGCUGGCAAGCUGAUCGUGAAAGAAGAAAUCGAGAAGAUCAGUUACAGACCAUCCAUUGGUGUUCGUCCGAUAAGCUCAAGCAACUGCGUGUCCAUCGACGUGCCUAGCUAUGGUGGGUCUCUGGCUGUCACCAGCAUCGGCCCCAUCUCGCCGUCCGGCAUCACCGUGGCCACCGAGCUGGACCUGGCUGGAGACCUGGAGCUCUCUGGCGAGCUGCCGUACCUGAGCGCCGUAGAGUUCCAGGGCAGCUUCGAUACCAGCGAUUCUGUGGCUGUGUCUUACGGCUGUGGUGACUCCGUUGGCAUCACGGAACAGAUCGGAGGCAUUUCUUCGAGCAGAGGCAUUUCUUCAAGCGGAGGUAUUUCUUCGAUCGGAGGCAUUUCUUCCAUCGGAGGAGGUCGUUCUUACGCCAGAAAUAUCGGCGGCAGCUCUUAUGGCUCUUCUUACAUUGGUUGUGGUUGUGGAUGUUAAAACUGAACCCAUGUGGAGGAUGUGAAUACUGAAAGCUAAACUGAAUGUGUUUAAAUAAAUGUUGAAUAAGCAUUAAUGAUAUCGUG